Messenger RNA from Cucumis melo (muskmelon), 1721 nucleotides. Its product is annotated as F-box protein CPR1-like. Bases 561 to 1706 code for a protein of 381 amino acids. The record is from RefSeq and is a predicted model, not a curated record. Gene Ontology annotation, molecular function: protein binding. Lineage: Eukaryota; Viridiplantae; Streptophyta; Magnoliopsida; Cucurbitales; Cucurbitaceae. The transcript is spliced from 2 exons.
UUCGGUUGAUGCAUGAACAUGAACUUUGAAACAUAUUCUAUGGUUCCUGAAUAUUCAAAUCUUUUUCCUUUUUUCCCAAAUAAUUUUAAUGAAAUUUGUACCGACUAAUCACACACCAUUUAAAAAAAAAAAAGAAAAAGAAAAAAGAAAGAAAACUAAAAAAACUUAGCAGAUUAGGCUAUUUGCGAAAAAAAAGGCAAAUUUAGGCUAAUAAAAAGUCCGUAUAUAUAUAUAUAUAUAUAUAUAUAUAUAUAUAUAUAUAUCUCAAAUUAGGCUUAUUCGACCCAUUUCAGCUUACUACCCUCUCUUUUAAGUUUUAAUGAAAAAGAAGAAAAGCCCUUCAGCCGAAUAUGGCAACCCAACCAAGAAACCAAAUACGGAAAAAUUAAAAAAAAAAAAAAAAAAACCCUAAAGACAUGUCAUGAUCUUCUCCAUUUCGUCGGAUAAGUUGUUCUUUGAAAGGACGAAAGAUUGAUCUCUAUCUCCACGACAGAUCAUAACCAUUGUUUGCAUGGCUUACCAUUCUUCACGUUAAGAUUUCCAUCGUAAACACAACGAUAAUGGUGGUUUCUGAUGUGGUGAUUCAAAUUCUAUCCAAGCUUCCACCAGAAUCUCUUCUUCGAUUCAAGUCUGUUUGCAAAUCAUGGUAUGCUCUUAUCGACGAUCCUAAAUUUUUAACAAAACAUAUGUUAGAUUCUUUUCCUCAUAAACAUGUUCUCAUCAAACGUGCCCUCACCAACGACUCUGGUGAACAAGAACUUGUGUUCUCCAUCCUCAAAUUUUCUCUCUAUCGAUCCGUGUCUAUUAUGGACAUCAACUUGCCAUUCCAAGAGAUCGAUCCAUAUUUAGAAGUUUGUGGCCAUUCUCACGGCUUAGUUUGUCUUAGCAAUCUUGACGAUGUUUUCCUCGUUAAUCCUAUGACUAGACAAUUUCGUAAACUUCCACCUUCGAUUCUUAUCUCCCGUGUUGAUCCUGAUGUUUACUCUGCAAUAGCAUUUAGUAUCGGAUUCGGGUAUGAUGCAAAAUCUAGCAAUUUCAAAGUUGUUAGAAUUGUGAGUUGUCGAGGAAACUUUGUAGCAAACUUUGGACAAAUGACGAGAGUGGAAAUUUAUGAUUUGAGCAAAGGAAAAUGGAGAGAAAUUGAAGCUCCUCUUUUUUGUGACCGUGCAUUUCGCACACCUACAUUUGAUAUGUAUCACGAAGGAAUAUUUUAUUUUUGGGGAUAUGGUGAAUCAAGACUUUCCACAGCGGACCAUAUUAUAACAUUUGACAUGAGUCAAGAGGUUUGUGGUAAAAUUUCAGUACCGGAGAGUUACGAUGACAAAAAACAUAAAACAAGUUUAGGGAUUUUGAAUAGAUCCAUUGUUCUUUUUGUUUAUCCAUUUGAAAGUAAUGAGAAAAAUAUUGACAUUUGGGAGAUGAAGAAGGAUGAAUCUAGUGUUGUUUCGUGGUCAAAGCUAUUGACGAUUGAUCCUACUCUUGGAAUUGAACACCCAUUGUUGUUUGUAAGCUCUGAAGAACUGUUAAUGGAGUCCCGUGAAGGACAUGUGAUUAUGUAUAACACUAAAACUCAAGAGUCCAAAAAGCUCCCAAUAGAAGGGGAAGCACUUUAUGGAAGAACUCACAGGUUUCAAGCUAUUAAUCUUUUUAUUAAGAGUUUGGUGUCUGUGGAAGGAGGAAGAGAUAUGAUCAAUUAUGAUAUUUAGUAUUUUCGGAUUUCA